CAUCACUCGCCAGCGACCUUCUAACCACAAACCCUCACGAGACAUAUCACAGCCAGACAUACACUACACAUCCAUGAUUUCCAAUCUUGUGACCAAGAUGAGAGAAAACAGACAGAGAAGCGGUGCGCUGUACGACACUGGCGGCAACGUGGUGACGUACAAAGACGGCUCUACGCGCAUGGUGGAUCCCGCGGUGGCAAAGUUGAAGGCCGCGAGAAAGGCCGCGGAGGAGGCAAAACAGAAUCUGCUCAAAGAAAUACGAAAAUCCAAGCUAGAUAGCAAGCCGCGGCUGGCGCCCGCGAAGAAGGCACCGGUGUCCAAAACACGCGACACGUCGAGCCAAGCCCGUCGCGCGAAACUGGUGCCGUUGCCGAUGGCCAAACCGAAAGUCCCGGAGAAGAAGUUGAACUUUGCGGAGUUGAUGAAACAGGCCAAGAAGAUUGAUGGAACAAAGCUAGCGUUUAGUCCGGUGAUUAAGCCUAAGACGCUCACCCCGCCCCCCGCCAGGCGAGUCACCUCCAGAACGAACGGACGGACUAAUAUACGGGCUUCAGAAACGGCUCUGAGGUAUAGGCAAAACUCACGAUCACAAACACUGGUUCCCAGACUUCAAAAGCCGGUCCAGAGACCGAUGGCCCCUCCACAGCCGUUGCUCCCAGCAUAUGCCGGGGUCAACUCAAUCCGCAAGCCUACCCCCAAAGAGAGCAGGAGAGAAGAGUCGGAUGAGUACGACUCGGAAGACGACUUCAUCGUACUGGACGAGGAUGAAGGAUACGCGCACCUGCGAGAUACAGGCUACGAUAGGGAUGAGAUCUGGCAGAUCUUCAAUAAGGGAAAGAAAAGAGAGUACUAUGACGAUGAUAGUGGCGAUGAUAUGGAGGCGACAGGUGCUGAGGUGUUGAUGGAGGAGUCUAGAUCGACCAGACAGGCCCAGGAGGAGGAUAGACGGGAGCAGGAUCGGGAGAGGCGGUUGCAAGAUGAAAAGGCGCGGAGAAAGAGAAUGGCAAAAUAAAGAUAUAUUCGCGGUAUUUAUUAGCAUUCUGUUCUGCUUACUCUGACUUUCAUUCUGAUUGUAUGGAUUAGCACCCGUUUUUUUCGGUAUUAUGAUCUGUAACGUUCUUAGAUCCGGACUGG
Messenger RNA from Babjeviella inositovora NRRL Y-12698, 1134 nucleotides. RefSeq lists its product as uncharacterized. Bases 98 to 1012 code for a protein of 304 amino acids. Gene Ontology annotation, cellular component: nucleolus. The record is from RefSeq and is a predicted model, not a curated record. The transcript has a single exon. Gene Ontology annotation, molecular function: DNA binding; histone binding. Gene Ontology annotation, biological process: nucleosome assembly; regulation of DNA-templated transcription. NCBI's taxonomy places the organism in Eukaryota, Fungi, Ascomycota, Pichiomycetes, Serinales.